CCAUCAUGUGAUGGUCCUGCCCAAGUGAUUUAAGCUGCUGGAGCCAGCGCUGAGUCACGUUGGCUGUGGAGCAGGGGCUUGGGGCAUCUGCAGCAUGGAGCAAGGAUUGGUUGUUACCCAGCUGGAUGUACAGCCUGGAGAGUGUGUCAAGGUCAAAGGGAAGAUCCCAUCUGAUGCCAAAGGGUUUUCUGUGAAUGUAGGGAAGGACAGCAGCACCCUCAUGCUUCAUUUCAACCCUCGCUUUGACUGCCAUGGGGAUGUCAACACUGUUGUGUGCAACUCGAAGGAGGAUGGCAUGUGGGGUGAGGAGGACAGGAAGGCUGACUUCCCCUUUCAGCAUGGCGACAAGGUUGAGAUCUGUAUCUCCUUCGAUGCAGCGGAGGUCAAGGUGAAGGUACCUGAAGCGGAGUUUGAGUUUCCCAAUCGGCUGGGCAUGGAGAAAAUUCAAUAUCUGGCUGUGGAGGGUGACUUUAAAGUGAAAGCUAUUAAGUUCAGCUAACUGCUACAGCUUGUUUUUGUUUUCUUUUCCCCUGCAUAGUGAAAUAAACCCAAACUUGCCAUG
Centrocercus urophasianus (Greater sage-grouse) is the source of this 562-nucleotide messenger RNA. Its product is annotated as 16 kDa beta-galactoside-binding lectin. The coding region runs from base 95 to 499 and encodes 134 amino acids. The record is from RefSeq and is a predicted model, not a curated record. The transcript is spliced from 4 exons. Lineage: Eukaryota; Metazoa; Chordata; Aves; Galliformes; Phasianidae. Gene Ontology annotation, molecular function: laminin binding; carbohydrate binding.